UUAAAAGGGAGAACGUUAAAAAAUAUUCACUACAAAUUGUAAAUAAUUUCAAGUUUCCAGAUAAAUACGCCGCAAUGUAGAAUUAAUAUCAACAAAUUGCUGCUAUACAUUUAUACAAGGUUACGAACAAAAAGCAAAUAGCAGCAAUUAUUUCGUCAUGAAGCAUAAUGCGUUUUUGUAACGUGUGAUCACCGUGGAGGUUUUGUUUGCAUAAAACCACGGCAUAAAACAAGUUUUGUAAAACUAAUAGGCCUAAGGGCUUCAGUGAUGGCUACUUUAAGUAAUGUAAUAGAAUAUGAGCAAAUGCAAAAGAUAUUAUCAGAAUUUACGAGGCUAGAAGAUCAGUGUUAUUUGGAUAACGCUGGGUCAUCAUUAUACCCUCAACACUUACUACACUGUGUAACCAAGGAUUUGCUUAGUAAUGUCUACAUGAAUCCUCAUUCAGAUAAAUACACUAAAGAUUGUGUGGACCAAAUCCGAACUUCAAUAUUGAGGUUCUUCAAUACAGACUCAUCUGACUACUCAGUAAUUUUUACAUCCGGAACAACUCAAUCUUUGAAGUUACUCGUAGAAUCAUUUCAGUUCUCUUACGAUGAGCAAAAUUGUGGGUCAUUUGUAUAUUUAAGGGAUAAUCACACAUCUGUACUUGGUUUGAGAGAACUUGCUGCAGAAAAGGAUGUAGAUAUUAUUCAUCUCAAUCAUGAUGAUUUUCUUAAAGCAUUGAAUGCACAUCAUGUCACAUCAGUUACAGCCAGGACAAGAAAGAAUAAAAAUGAUGCCAACACAUUGCUAGUGUACCCUGCACAGAGUAAUUUUAACGGAUUUAAGUAUCCAAUAAACUGUAUUGAAAAAAUUAAAGAAGGCUGUCUGGACUCUUUUAUAAAACAGCACUUAUGCAAAAUUGAUUGUAAUUGGUAUGUGUUACUAGAUGCUGCUUCAUAUUUGUCAACAAAUAAGUUGGAUUUAUCAAAGUAUCAACCUGAUUUUGUUGCACUAUCCUUUUACAAGAUAUUUGGGUAUCCUACUGGAUUAGGUGCUUUAUUAGUAAAAAAUAGCAGUGCUGAUGUUUUGACUGAAAAAAGAUAUUUUGGCGGUGGUACUGUUGAUAUUGUAUUGAGCAAUGAAGAUUACCAUGUUAAAAGAGAAUUAUUUCAUGAAAGGUUUGAAGAUGGGACCCUUCCAUUUCUGUCUAUAAUAGCAUUGAAACAUUGUUUUGACGUUUUGCAUCAACUAAUCCCAAAAAUGGUUAACAAUGAUGUAAUGGAUACAAUAUCAUAUCACACAUAUAACUUAGCCAAGGAUUUGUACCUGCAACUAGACAAACUCUACCACAAAAAUGGCAAUAAAGCUGUUGUGUUUUAUACGGAUUCAGAAUUUAAUGACAUCAGUAAACAGGGUGCUAUUGUGACUUUCAAUCUUAUUAGAGAAAAUGGUUCAUACAUAGGAUACUCUGAGUUUCAGCAUAUUUCAGAUUUAUUUCGAAUAAGUGUAAGAACUGGUUGCUUUUGCAAUUCUGGUUCAUGUCAGAGACAUUUGAAUACUACAAAUAAGGAAAUGAAGGAUAUGUACAAAGCUGGGCAUAAAUGUGGCGAUGAAAUAGAUUUAGUUAAUGGCCGACCAACAGGAGCAAUAAGGGUAUCAUUUGGAUACUACAACACUUAUAAGGAUGUUGAUAAAUUGAUUUUGAUGAUAUCUCAAUGUUUUGUUCCAACUAAGCUUAAAAAACAAAACUGUGUAAAACAUCAGCUUAUACGGUUCAGCAGGAAAAAUUGUUUAAAGGAGGAAGAAACACAGCUAUUGAAUGAACAACAAUACUUCAAUAAAAUCAAUUUUAUUGAGGAAAAUACAUUUGAUGCUGAAAUUAGUCUAGCCGAAAUGUCAAUAUUCCCUAUCAAAUCGUGUGGUGCAUUCAAAAUUAAAUCAUCAUGGAAAAUUGGACCAAAAGGCUUUGAAUACGACAGAGAGUGGAUGAUAGUCAAAGAUAAUGGAGUCUGUUUGACCCAAAAGCAAAAUACUCAAAUGUGCCUUAUAAAACCAAAAAUCGAUCUCAAGCAUAGGAUAUUGUCUCUGAAUUGUAUAGGAAUGCCGUCUUUGUCACUACCAUUAGACAUGACUGACAGUAAGAAAACAAAUACAUCUUUUUGUCAGAGCAAAGUUUGUACAGACAUAAUACAAGGUUACGAUUGCGGGGAAGAAGCGGCUGAUUGGGUUUCUAAUGUUUUGGGGGUGUCAUUUUUGAGAUUAGUCAGACAAUCGAAUGAAGUAAAUAGAUUGCAGAAAAAGAAAAAAGAUGACACUGGGUCUAAACUAUUGUCACUGAGCAACCAAGCCCAAUUCUUAUUAGUGAACAAAGCAACUGUGCGUUGGUUGAGUGAGAACAUUAAAGACCCCCAGUUUACUGACAAUUUACAACAAUUGGCUGACAGAUUCAGGGGAAAUAUCGUAAUUGAUAUGGAACAGGAACUAGUUGAGAGAGAAUGGCAAAGAGUAAUUAUAGGAAAACACGAAUUUAAGGUUGAAGGACUGUGCUCAAGGUGCCAAAUGAUAUGCAUCGAUCAGAAUACAGGAGAAAAGACUGUGGAACCUCUACGGACAAUAUCUGAACAAUUCGCUGGGAAAUUGAGAUUCGGAAUUUACCUUUCUUACAUUGGCACUGUUGGCGGUUCUGAGGACCGCAUGUUGAAACUAAAAUCUUCCGUCAAGCCCGUAACUAACGACGAUGAUAUAAGCAGGUGAAAAUUUUGAAUCUCAAAUAAUAAAAUACCUACAUAGUUAUUUUACUUACCUAGUUAAUUAUAUCACUUUGAAUCUCGAAUUUAGACAGCACUUGUUUGAAUAAGUGCACAGUCGCAGUCUAUGGCCACGGGUGUUCCUGUUAAAGUCAUCAGUAGAUCACAUUUAUAUGCAAACUUGUGUAAUUAUUGUUCCUAAGAAAGUUAUUGUUGAUUUAGUUAUUAACUUAUUAUUAUGCACGAAUUACUAGUUAAACUGAGCGAAGAGAGCAUGAAAAAAUGCGGGUAGACAUAAAAUUAUUUUGGUUCAACACCUAAUGUUACACUUAUUUAAGGUUGUACUUAAAUCAGCAGCGGCCGAAGUCCUAGGUCUAGAGUAGAGCAAGAUUGUUUUUCAGUGCUCUAUCGGCGACGCUUUCAUUUCACGCAAAUUAUCUUCUCCGUAUGAUAGUUUCUAGAAUUUUGGCUUUUUAGCGUCAUUCCCUAGGGUCGGUGCUGCUCAAAAAGCUCGUAUAUAAAAAGAGAUGAAAUAUUAGCUUGGGAAUGCAUGUGACACAUUCUACACAUAUGAUUAUUAUUAAUGAGUUUAAAAAAUCUACAUUAUGUGAAAAUAGAAGAAUUUUGACUUCAUUGAUGCAUCCAGAUAGAACUUACAUUUUAUGGUGUAAUGUUCUGAACGCUGUAAGGGCAUCGAUGGAAAACAUAAAGACGAUGUUCAUUUAAGUUAUUAUGUGCUACUUAAUGUUAGUUUUGUAAAAUGUUGUUCCAAAAACUAACUUCAGUGUGAAAAUGUGUGUUGCUUGUAGUACACCUAUACCCCCUGCAGCCGCCAUCAAAACCAAUAGUCCAGUCGGAAUAAACAUGAGACCUAUUCUAAGACACCAGCGCUUAGCCAAUUUUUUCCUAGAUAGUAUAGACCCCCACGAAUAUGCCCUCCAUUUGUCCCCGCUAGAACCCGUGUUUUGUAGCCAGGAAAAUUGUUUAAACAAAAAAAAACCGGUUUUUUUGAGUUUUUUUGCUUGUAAACGGGGAUUUUGAAAUUUUUUUUGAAUCAAAGUUGUUCAUUAGCUUGCCCUCUACAAAAUCAGUUCUAUGAAAAAAUAACGUGAGAUUGUUAGUUUAGCAGUAAAUUGCAAUUAUGUCGGUUUUACGUUUGCAACAAUUCAACAUGUUAUAAUAAACAUUUUGAUUUCUAAAGUAGUUUAUCAUGUGGGUAACGCCACUCCCAAGAGAGUCAUGUAAAAUUUAUCGACCUGUGUCGCAAACUUUAGCAACAAUUCUCAAUCUCCGAAAAAAAAGUACUUGCCUGUCCCGUCUUUCCCAGAAGGCGCACAGCGGGGAAAAAAAUUCAGGUGAUUCGAUUCACCAAGAAUUUUGAGGAAUCGAUCGAGUAGAAAAAAAUCGUUAAUAAAAAUGUUCGUUUUUGGACGAUUUACAUUUUUUUUUAAAAAUUGACGUAGAAUAUAUUUUUUUUUAAACUAAUGUAUUUUUCUCUCCUCAACUCGAAUAUACGAUUGAAAAUUUAAAAAAUUCAGUUUAUUUAU
Messenger RNA from Chilo suppressalis (striped riceborer), 4276 nucleotides. NCBI's taxonomy places the organism in Eukaryota, Metazoa, Arthropoda, Insecta, Lepidoptera, Crambidae. The record is from the annotation of a GenBank genome assembly.